Molecule: messenger RNA, 1287 nt
Organism: Scaptodrosophila lebanonensis
Lineage: Eukaryota; Metazoa; Arthropoda; Insecta; Diptera; Drosophilidae
Exons: 2
Coding region: 1-1287 (428 amino acids)
Molecular function (GO): protein binding
Source: RefSeq, a predicted model, not a curated record
AUGCCCGUGCUACAGGCACCGGCGGAAUAUUUGGAGUCCUCUCCAGACCAAUCACUGCAACCGGAAUGGCAACCAAUACCUCUAGUACUGGCCCCGCCAGGACCAGCUGCUUUGGCGCAGGUGCAAGCACGUCCGCCCGAAGGCCGCCUUAACCUUGGCCGGCAACAGCAGCCACAGCCCCAGCCACAACCGACUACUCGUAAUAAUCGACGAGCACUACUGCGCAAUAACUCGUUCGAUCGGGAUUUGGCUUUAAAUGAGGAAUCCCAACACUUGCCAGCCUUUGUGCACUUGUUACCUGUUGUCCUACCCGUCCAGGGCCCAGAGCCAACACUCGAUGAGCUCCUGCGUCGCGUAACGCAACGCAAUGAUUUGGAAAAUGUGGAAACUGUGCGCCUACGCGUCAUUUCCUACACCCUCAGCCUAUCGCGUCUUUCCCUAUUCUUACCCCGCCUCCAGCAGCUUGACUUGAGCGGCAGCGUUUUAAGCUCUCUGCGAGAUCUCGGCUACGGACUGCUUCAUCUGACACAGCUGAAUGUCAGCAACUGUGGGCUGAAUAGCUUUGAUGGCACUAGUGGUCUGCCGGCCAUACGCACUCUCAUUGCUGAUGGUAAUAUGAUCCAACGCGUGGGACCUUUGUCAGAGUUGUCCCAACUGCAACGCCUAAGUGCGCGGAAUAAUCGCAUCAGUGAGCUGGGCCUGCUCUCCUUCCUGGGCAUGUGCCCGCAGCUGAUGGACGUGGAAUUACGAGGCAACCCUGUCUGUCGUCUGCCCUUGUAUCGUGCUACCCUUCGACGAAGUGUUCCAACUCUGACGCAGCUCGACGGCCAGCCUUUGGAUAUGAAUAGCCCGACCAAUGUGGUGUCCAAUGAGUCGCCACCCGCAGCUACGAACGAAACUGAGGAAGAAUCUUCGCUAUCCAGUGAUCUGUCCUCGGACAUGGAGUCCAUAGGACGUUAUCGCCCGGCGACGGCAUCACACCAUAGCGACAGCGGAGCCACUGAGAAUUUGCGACCGUCAUCGGCAGCCGUGCUCGUCUCUCUGAGUGCCGGCGUGCACCGUCAAGCCUCCACAACCACAACACCAGUUGCUGGGUCUGUCUUGGGACUGGUCAGACAGCGUCGUCGUCGCAGCGGCCUCGCUUGGGUUAGUUCUUCCAGUUCCAGCUCAUCGUAUGCCUCCAUGGGCUCAACACAUGCACCCUCGAUAAGCUCGUGCUCUUCCAACAGCAGCCUUGAUGCACAUUCCACAGCCUACACAUUCAAUGCGCGAGGCACUUUUGACUAG